Molecule: messenger RNA, 1146 nt
Organism: Notothenia coriiceps (black rockcod)
Lineage: Eukaryota; Metazoa; Chordata; Actinopteri; Perciformes; Nototheniidae
Product: SH3 and cysteine-rich domain-containing protein-like
Exons: 7
Coding region: 340-1146 (268 amino acids)
Biological process (GO): positive regulation of voltage-gated calcium channel activity; skeletal muscle contraction; positive regulation of protein localization to plasma membrane
Molecular function (GO): transmembrane transporter binding
Source: RefSeq, a predicted model, not a curated record
GAGAUGUCUCGGCAGCAUUACGCACGACGACACGAUACACGCUAGAGCCUCCGUUAGAAGGACGGGACACUUUCAAUGCGUAACCGGACUAAGUCUUAACUUUUGUCUCGGAAAGCCCUUUAUUUCCAGGGCCUCAUCACGUCUUUCUGAUAUUUUCCUGCCGGCAGGUGAAACUCGGAUCCCCCUUUAACAACUGCAGCAGUAUUGGGUCUGGAUGACUUUCCUCCUCGUGUCCUCGAGUCACUGUGACUGUUGUGGAUUGGAAACGAUGUAAACAGUUUGGGGAGGAAACAAACUCCGCAGAGCAACAGUUCUUUCUAGUGAUCCCAAAAAGAGAGGAUGAUCCCACCGGCCAACAUGAUUCAGGACGAAAGUGGGGGCAACGAGGAAGAUCAUGACCAGAUUGAGAAACCAAAAGCCCCGACAACGGACUCCAGCCAGCAGGAAACCAAGAAUACUGUGAGGCCUGAACAUCAGAAGCGCAAGCUGCAGAGACUAAAACGCUCCUUGUCCUUCAAGACCAAGACCAUGCGCAGCAAGAGCGCGGACAACUUCUUCCGAAACAGCAACGACAACAAGACGGAGCUGCUCUCAGACGUGAGCAGCAGCACGGGACAUCUCUGCAACAUGGCCCCGCCGCACACCACCCACCUGCCCAUCCCACCCGUCCCUCCAGCCAUCCCCUCCGCUCCCCCCCCCAACUCACGGUCCCAGAUACGCAACCCGCUGCAGGUAGACUCGGCAGGACACUGCUUCAUGGAGCACAUCUUCAAGAAGCCCACGUUCUGUGACGUCUGCAACCACAUGAUCGUAGGUACAACAGCCAAGCAUGUGGUGUUCCUGGCGGGAAACACAGCAAAGCACGGCCUCCGCUGCAAAGCCUGCAAGAUGAGCCUCCACCACAAGUGUGAAAACGGAGUGGGACAGCAGCGCUGCAUGGGCAAACUGCCAAAAGGCUUUCGGCGGUACUACAGCUCUCCAUUACUGAUCCAGGAACAGUAUGGCUGCAUCAAAGAAGUCAUGCCCAUCGCCUGUGGAAACAAAGUGGACCCUGUGUACGAGGCCUUGAGGUUUGGCACAUCGCUGGCACAAAAAGCCAAGAGGCCCAGUGGCUCUGAGUCUCCUCAAAGAAACUCGUUCAGUUAA